Molecule: messenger RNA, 756 nt
Organism: Postia placenta MAD-698-R-SB12
Lineage: Eukaryota; Fungi; Basidiomycota; Agaricomycetes; Polyporales; Adustoporiaceae
Exons: 1
Coding region: 1-756 (251 amino acids)
Source: RefSeq, a predicted model, not a curated record
AUGGACGGCGCCACUCUUGUAUCACUGUCCCUUGACGACAUCGAAGCCUACGAGUCCGCCAGCAAGCCUUCCAUCAAGCAGUCGCUCGCGCGAAAGCGGUCGAUCUCGUCGAUCUCGUCUUUCUCGUCAAGUGACAGUACAGACCCCCUCCUCCCCGAACCAGUCACCUCGUCGAUCGGCGCAGAGACGCUGAAUGCGCGGACGAAGGGCAUAGUGAGGCGCAUCGCCUCGUACAUCCGCCCCCAGCCAGUCGUCUCGUCGACCGACGGGAAGACGAUGUACGCGAAGACGAAGGCCACACUGAAGCGCCUCACUUCAUACAUCCGCCUCCCCGAUGAAGACGACGCAUACUUCCUGCUGUUCUGCGCAAUCUUCCCAUGCGGCAUCGGGAUCCUUUUGUCCAUGUUCAGCGCGUUCUUCGGCGCGGGCUUCCUGAGUGGCCAUGAGCCGUAUCGUUCCGCCGACGGGGGGUUAUGGGCUGCAGGCGCCGCCGGUGGCGCGGUCUUGGGGCUUGUUAGCGGGAUCCUGCUAUUCAUAGUCGGAGUUCGCAUGGAGAUCCCCAGGCGUUUCGAGUGGCUGGUCAUAGGGGCGCUGGCUGCCCUAGUCGGCAUCUUUGGGCAAGCACUCGGAGUGAUCAUGCUGCCCGCGGGAGAAUCUGGAGGGCUGGAUGUGAGACACGCGCUGAUAGCAAGUGUGACCGGCUUCCCUGUCGCGGGACCAUGGGUGCUGUCACUCUUCUACCAAAGGGAUGAUUGA